Molecule: messenger RNA, 1570 nt
Organism: Lycium barbarum (goji berry)
Lineage: Eukaryota; Viridiplantae; Streptophyta; Magnoliopsida; Solanales; Solanaceae
Exons: 7
Coding region: 269-1297 (342 amino acids)
Molecular function (GO): zinc ion binding
Source: RefSeq, a predicted model, not a curated record
CACAAUUGACUAUUUCCGCAAAUCCCAUAGUCAUUAGGUUAGACAACCCGAGGGACGGACAAUUUUAUAGCGUUUGAGUUUCUCUUGUUUGUUGUCACCUCAACCUCAGACAACACAGGAGAAAACAAAACAAACUCCUUCUUAAACAGCCAGUAACAACAAAUGAUCAGAGACAGAGAUACAUAGCUGAUAUACAUAUAUAUACAAUUCUUGAUCAUUUGUACAAAUUCUCUCUGUCUCUGUUAACAAUUGUGAGUGAAAAAAAAAAAUGUCAAAAGAAAUAGAAAUGGGUGAUCACUCAACAGAGUCAUCUCCUUUGAUCCCUCCUCCUUUGAUCAUCACUCAACCUAAUAAUAAUAAUAAUGAUGAUGAUGAUGAUGAUGAUAUAAUAGACCUUGAAGCAGGUCCUGUUGAACAAAUUCAAUGCCGUAUUUGCCUUGAAUCUGACGGUAGGGAUUUUAUAGCACCUUGCAAGUGCAAGGGAACAUCAAAGUAUGUCCAUCGUGAGUGCCUUGAUCAUUGGCGUUCUGUCAAGGAAGGAUUUGCCUUUGCCCAUUGCACUACUUGCAAAGCUCCCUAUCAUUUGAGAGUUCAUGUUCAUGCUGAUAGAAAAUGGCGAACUUUGAAGUUCCGAUUUUUUGUAACCAGAGACAUUUUGUCCAUCUUUCUUGCGGUUCAGCUUGUUAUAGCUUCAUUGGGAUACAUAGUUUACAUCAUUGAUACAUACAAGAUGUCUUGGCUUCGUUUGAUUUGGGGAUUCGAUAGUGAACUAAGCUUCUACUACAUAUGCGGGGCACUAUUGUUUUUUGCUUUGCUUGGCCUAUCUGGUUGCUUUAUAACUUGUUACGACCGAAGAGUACGCAAUGAUUUGGCUCAGCCCUGCCGUGAAGUGUGCCUUUGCUGCUGUCAUCCUGGAGUCUGUGCCGACUGUCAUUUGCCUGGUACACUCUGCAUGUGGACUGAUUGUACCACAUGCUUUGAAGGUUGUGCUAGUAUGGCAGGUGAAUGCGGAGGUUGCUUAGGAGGUGCUGGUGAAGCGGGGUUGCCAGUUUUGUUUAUAGUGGCUCUGGUCAUGCUUGGACUGUUUACUGUCAUUGGCAUAUUUUACAGUGUUUUGGUGGCUACGAUGGUCGGACAGAGAAUCUGGCAGCGGCACUACCACAUACUUGCAAAAAGAAUGCUGACAAAGGAAUACGUCGUAGAGGAUGUUGAUGGUGAGGAUACUGGAAAUGAUUGGUCCCCUCCACCUCUCCCACAAGAGCAUGUUCAGCAACUGAAAGCACUUGGACUGCUGUGAAACCUGAAGGACUUUUACAUAGUCGACAGAAACUAGGAAUGGACUGAAACUCCAUCUCAUUUGGAGGCCUCCGUUAUGGUCCUCAAGUUUUUAUGCAUCUAGAUAACGUCAGAAUUUUUCUCAUUGUUUGAUGGAAAAUCUCAUGAGUUCAGUGUUGUCAAUUUUGUUCAUAGUUUAUGAACAAUCGCAUGUAAUUGUCAAGAAAACUGAUCAUUCUAGUUCUGAAUGAUCUCAUAUGCAAUUGUCAAUAAAGCUGAUCAUUAAUAACCUAAA